This is a messenger RNA of Manacus vitellinus (golden-collared manakin), 1214 nucleotides long. It is a transcript of the gene SLC25A10, whose product is annotated as solute carrier family 25 member 10. NCBI's taxonomy places the organism in Eukaryota, Metazoa, Chordata, Aves, Passeriformes, Pipridae. Gene Ontology annotation, biological process: phosphate ion transmembrane transport; malate transmembrane transport; oxaloacetate transport. Gene Ontology annotation, molecular function: sulfate transmembrane transporter activity; malate transmembrane transporter activity; succinate transmembrane transporter activity. The record is from RefSeq and is a predicted model, not a curated record. The transcript has 11 exons. Bases 16 to 921 code for a protein of 301 amino acids. Gene Ontology annotation, cellular component: mitochondrial membrane.
UGCAGCACUCAGAGCAUGCUCCAGCACCAGCUGACACAGCUCCCGUGCGUCCAGGCCGGCCCCCCACGACUCCCGCUGCCAUGCGUUGCCCCUGGUGAUGGUGGGAAGUGUUGGGCUGCUGCAGGAGGGAAGGAGAGCAUCUGGCUGGCUGUCCACCUGCAGACACAGCAGGAGGUGAAGAUGCGGAUGAUGGGGAUGGCGAUGCAUGUGAUCCGCACCGAUGGCUUCUUUGCUCUCUACAAUGGGCUCAGCGCCUCGCUGUGCCGGCAGAUGACAUAUUCCUUGACUCGCUUUGGCAUUUAUGAGACCGCAAAGAAACACCUGGGCCAGGGCAGCCAGGGGCCUCCCCCCUUCUACCAGAAAGUGCUGAUGGCUGCAGCAGGAGGUUUCACUGGUGGGUUCGUGGGGACCCCGGCUGAUAUGGUGAACGUCAGGAUGCAGAACGACGUGAAGCAGCCGCCGGCUCAGCGGCGCAACUAUUCCCAUGCCCUGGACGGCAUGUACCGUGUCCUCCGGGAAGAGGGCCUGAAGAAACUCUUUUCAGGAGCUACUGUGGCAUCCUUCCGUGGGGCCCUCGUCACCAUUGGGCAGCUCUCCUGUUAUGACCAGGCCAAACAGCUGGUUCUCGCCACUGGGUUGCUGUCAGACAACAUUGUCACUCAUUUCCUGUCCAGCUUCAUUGCCGGCGGGUGUGCCACAUUCCUGUGCCAGCCCCUGGAUGUGCUCAAGACCCGCCUCAUGAACUCCCACGGGGAGUACCAGGGUGUUGUCCACUGUGCCAUGGAAACUGCCAAGCUCGGACCCCUCGCCUUCUACAAGGGCUUUGUUCCUGCUGCUGUCCGGCUCGUUCCUCAGACUGUUCUCACCUUUCUCUUCCUGGAGCAGCUGCGCAAAUAUUUUGGGAUCAAAGUGACCACCUGAGUUAGAGGGAUGGGACCCUGCCUCACCCCAGAGGGAUGAGCGUGUGGGUCACCCCCAAGAUCCCAGAACCUCUCUCUGCUCUCUGGGGCCAGCACCAUUCUCCCUCCUUUUGGCCCCAUUCCUGUGCCUUGCCAGCACCUGUGGCCAACCCCCCAGACUCCCCUCUCCUCUCACCCCCAUUCUCAGUAUCUCCAUUACCUCUGCACUACUGGUUUUGGGUUUCUUGCGGGGGUUUUUUGCUGUCUUCCUAUUGCCCUACUUCUGGCCUUGAGUUCUGUCCUUGCCCCUUUCAG